GGCAGAACUUGCGAGCCUGAGCUGAAGAGCCUGGCUCGGAAGUACAGGCAUCCGCUUGAGCAAGCCAGUUUCACACCCUGGAUCAGAGAACCACCCUUGCUGCACCAUGAGCCGCGUUCGGGAUGCUGGCUGUGUAGCAGCCGGGAUAGUGAUUGGGGCUGGUGCCUGGUACUGUGUCUACAAAUACACCAGGGGAAGAGACCAGACGAAGAAGAGAAUGGCCAAGCCCAAAAACCGGGCUGUGACUGGGACUGGAGCAAGGGCAAGAGCUGGACUAAGGGCGGGAUUCACAAUCGACCUUAGGCCAGGAAUCAGUCCCCCGACCCCAGUUCGUGCAGUGGCAGAGGACGGGGUCCAGGAUGAAGUUUCUGCUGUGGACGCGGUUGGAGCUGAGGCAGUGGCCCAACCUACAUCCAAUCCUGAGGCCCAUAGUGAAGUAGGAAGUCAGGCCCAGGAGGCAACUGGGGCUGAGGUUGGGCCUAAGGCCGAAUCAGUAGUCGGGGCUACAGAGGCUUCUACAAGAGCACCACCUCCUGGGGUAGCAGAGGCUCCCGCGCCUGCAGAAGCCCCUGCAAUGUCAGGGGCUCCCAAAGUAGUGGCAGAAGCCCCAAGUGCAGCGGAGGCUUGCAGGGCAGUAGUGCCUCCUGGGACAGUGGUGCCUCCUGGGACAGUGGCGCCUACUGAGGCAGCAACACCCGCAGAGGUGGCUGAGCCUCCUGAGAUGGCAGUGCCUACUGAGGUGGCCGAGGUGGCCGAGGUUCCCAUAGUGGUAGCACCUGCCGAGGCAGCUGAGUCUCCUGUGCCCGCAACGCCUACUGGGGCUGCAGAGACUCCUGGAACUUGCGGGUCCCCUAAAACAACAGUAGUUCCUGGAACAGCAGCCGCCAAGAAAGCAACCCCUGGAGCUCACACUGGGGCUAUACCUAAGGCUGGGUCAGCGACUGGAGCUGUACCCAAAGGUGGAGCCAAGGGUGGAAACAAGUCCCGGAAUGGGGGCAAGGGCAAAGGCAAGAAAAGCAAGGUUGAAGUAGAUGAAUUGGGAAUGGGUUUUCGCCCUGGAGAUGGGGCAGCCGCAGCUGCUGCAGCCUCUGCUAAUGGGGGACAGGCUUUCCUGGCACAGGUCCCUGAAUCUGAGGAAGGGGAGUCCGGGUGGACUGACACAGAGUCGGAUUCAGACUCUGAACCCGAGACCCAGCGCAGAGGGAAAGGAAGAAGACCCGUUCAGAUGCAGAAGCGCCCCUUUCCUUAUGAAAUUGAUGAAAUUCUGGGUGUCCGGGAUCUCAGAAAAGUCCUUGCCUUGCUUCAGAAAUCGGAUGAUCCUUUCAUCCAACAGGUAGCCUUGCUCACCCUGAGCAACAAUGCCAAUUAUUCAUGCAAUCAAGAGACAAUUCGCAAAUUGGGAGGCCUCCCAAUUAUUGCGAACAUGAUCAACAAAACCGAUCCCCACAUUAAGGAGAAAGCCUUAAUGGCCAUGAAUAACCUGAGUGAGAAUUAUGAAAAUCAGGACCGGCUUCAAGUAUACAUGAAUAAAGUGAUGGAUGAUAUUAUGGCCUCUAACCUGAACUCAGCAGUACAGGUAGUUGGACUAAAAUUUUUAACAAACAUGACGAUUACUAAUGACUACCAGCACCUGCUUGUAAAUUCCAUUGCAAACUUUUUCCGUUUGUUAUCUCAGGGAGGUGGAAAAAUCAAGGUUGAGAUUUUGAAAAUACUUUCUAAUUUCGCUGAAAAUCCAGAUAUGCUAAAAAAACUUCUCGGUACCCAAGUGCCAGCAUCAUUUAGUUCCCUCUAUAAUUCUUAUGUGGAAUCAGAAAUUCUUAUUAAUGCCCUUACUCUAUUUGAGAUCAUCUAUGACAAUCUCAGAGCAGAAGUGUUCAACUAUAGAGAAUUCAAUAAAGGUUCUCUUUUUCACUUAUGCACUACAUCUGGAGUGUGCGUUAAGAAAAUUAGAGCCUUAGCAAAUCACCAUGACCUCUUGGUGAAAGUGAAAGUUAUAAAACUAGUGAACAAAUUCUGAUUGAUUAUGUGCUCUCAAAAGACUUGAAGACAUUUCUUGGUUUUGCAGUCUGGAAGCAUUAAAAAUUGAAAGUUACUGUUUUCUACUUGCUCGUAUAGUAAAGGGAUCCUUUCAGCUGCCAGUUUUAAAUAAUGUAUCAUCCAGAGUGAUGUUAUCUGUAACAGUCACCAGCUUUAUGCUGAAUCAUUUUAUGAAUACCAAAUAAAUAAUCCUCUUGUACUGAAAACACGCUUGUGACUUUAAUCAAGCUGCUUGAAUGGGAAUAUUUUUACUGGUUCCUCUGAAUUGACAGUGAACCUGUCCAUCAUGAAUGGCCUACUCUUCUAUUAUUUGUUUUGAAUUUAUCCACCAGAGACUUCAUUUGUGUAUCAUCAAUAAAGUGUGUUUCAACUGACAAAAAAA
Molecule: messenger RNA, 2419 nt
Organism: Carlito syrichta (Philippine tarsier)
Lineage: Eukaryota; Metazoa; Chordata; Mammalia; Primates; Tarsiidae
Gene: ARMCX2
Product: armadillo repeat containing, X-linked 2
Exons: 1
Coding region: 107-2017 (636 amino acids)
Cellular component (GO): mitochondrion
Molecular function (GO): protein binding
Source: RefSeq, a predicted model, not a curated record